CAUUUAUGGGAGGGUGGAUUUGGGUCGGGGAGGAGAGAAAGAUGGUAGGAUUUGAGUAUAAUGUGACGAUACCACGGGCCGGAACUUGGGCCGCAGUUUCUUUCUUCCUGACGCUUCUCAGCUGAUGCCCCUUCCGAUUGUUUGCAAAGCGUCCAUGCGCGCAAAUGGACUGGUUGCUACGGAAACACCCUGACAACCAAUCAGCUGCUAGCUUCUUUCCGGGUGUCACCAGGAGUGGUUGUGGGCGAUUUUACUAUCAGGAACAGACGCCGAGGGGCCACCAAAUGGUGUGUAAUGCGAUUGUCCUAUUUAGUUCCGUUGUCGGUAGGACCCGAGUUCGUGCUGAAUAAGCAGUGUGGUUACGAAGUGUAUCUCGUUCGAUUUUGAAAACAACGGUUGGAACUGAUCACGAAAACUAUAUGGCCCAAGCCAUUUAGAAACUAACUUUAACGUUCUCGUUAUUGAACUGUUCUAGCGCACUAUAAUUCAAAAAUGUUAAAGCACGUGCAUUUAUCCAGCUCAGGCCUGUCACCUUAUCGAUGUCGAACGCCCGCACGAGAUACAGUAAGCCUGAACUCAACGCUUAGUUUCAGCAGUUGUAGUGGACACGACCCGUUAUCGUCUCGAUCGUCCAGCACUUCGAGUCUCCAUGACGUUAGUCUUUCACCAAAAUCUCCAAAAGUAGUAGUGAAAGUGUAUGCUCGAGUGUUAUCCGUUGAUGUCGAAUACAAGACGUUAUCCAUUGGACCACAAACCACGAGUAAAGAGGUUGUGUGCAUGUUGCUUAACAAGUUCCGAAUGAAACAUCGUGACCCAAAUCUCUACUACCUAGCAAUGGAGGUGUGGAUCAGAAAAACAGGUUUACCCAUCAGGACGGUAAUGGUGCUGGAUGAUGAAGCUAAACCUGGUGAACUUCAAGCUUGUCAUCCACGCAGCGAAAUCAGAUUCUUUCACUCCACUCCACCAGUUUGUAGGUUCUUGCUUCAAAUGAGAAGGGGUGGUUUAGUCAAAGUGUACGACAGCUGCCUAAUGACAGGUUCUUUAUACAAAAGUCUAUUGAUAUCGGAUAGAACUACAACAGAAGAAGUGAUACAACUUCUUUUACAUUGUUACAAUUCAAAGGAAAGACCAAAUAAAUUUUCCUUGUUUGAAAUUUCAUCGGUUCAAAAAUAUGAAAGAAAACUUCAUCAACACGACUACCCGCUGUUAGUUCAACAAGAGUGGCCUAACCGUGAACAGUUUUCUUUUCAUCUACGUAGAAACUCCGAAUGCCUCCAAAAAACGGAAAGGGAGGUGGGAGUCCAAUUCAUCUCUCUGCUUCCGUCUUUACAUCUAACACGCACGUCUUUAGUUUUCUAACCUUGUACCGAGCUUCUUUGGAUAAGAAGUACCAGUGCUUCUGGACAACAGAGCUUUAGGCUUAGCGUAAGAGAUGAAGUUAGUCCCAUUGCAAUACACUCACCAACACUGAAGCCUUCUUUCAACAAUUAUGACAAUUUUUUUACAUCUGAACAGGAAGAGAAAAAAUUCAACCAGUUAAAAAUAUUGAAAGCUAGUCAGUUAUUUAUGAAUUAUGACUUCACAAAAACUUGAUAUUUUUAAAAAAUAAAAUAUAUUUUGUCAAACAUAUUUGAAACUUAUCAAUUAGUUACUUACAAUAUAAAUACAGCUAAAUUAAAAAAUGUACCAUAUAUAAAA
This is a messenger RNA of Limulus polyphemus (Atlantic horseshoe crab), 1698 nucleotides long. RefSeq lists its product as uncharacterized. The transcript is spliced from 8 exons. The record is from RefSeq and is a predicted model, not a curated record. Bases 493 to 1359 code for a protein of 288 amino acids. Gene Ontology annotation, biological process: positive regulation of epidermal growth factor receptor signaling pathway; positive regulation of fibroblast growth factor receptor signaling pathway; signal transduction. Lineage: Eukaryota; Metazoa; Arthropoda; Merostomata; Xiphosura; Limulidae.